UUUGGCAAGAUGAUUUUCUCUCCCAAAUUUUCAUUUUCAAUCCACAUGAGGCUGACAGCGAAGGGAUUGCUCAGAAGCCUCCAGCUGCUGUCAGGAUGCAAGAGCACUGUGGUGUUUCAGGCAGUUGACAAGUCAAGGACGAGUUCCCGAAACCAGCAGCCCCCGACAAAUGGGCAACCAGAUCUGGUACCGCCAGAAAGCAAGUCCAGAAUCGAGUACUACAAGGCUCUGUGUGAGAAGAAGAACCAGACCAUUCCAGCAGCUGGAGAGCUCUUCCGAUCCAACAACCGCAGGUUCGAGGCUGUUGCUGUGGUCAUAAAGCAUCUAUGUGCUGGGCAUGAGGAGAUGAUGAAGCAGCGCAGGGAGCUGUCUCAGGAGCUGGUCACCUUGCGUGAGGAGCUGGUUUCACUCUGCUCAUCCUGUGAGCGUCUGGAGCAGGAGAAGGAGGAGCUGCGUGCUGCUUUUGAUGGAGUUCUACAGAAGGUCCAGGAGCAGCACCACUUGGACCUUGCUGACCUCGAGGAGAGACUGAAGACCUUUUACUCCACUGAGUGGGAGAAGGUCCAUCAGACUUACCAGGAGGAGGCUGACAAGUGCAAAGCUCAGAUGGAGCAGCAGCUAAAAGAGUUGCGAGAAAAACAUGAGGCUUUGAAGAAGGAACUGGAAGUAAGCCAUAUGGAGGAGGUGGAUGGCCUUAAACUACAGUUUGAACAGACUUUCAAAGAACUCAGACAGUCCCAUGAAAAGGAAAUGCAGGCUUUCAAUGCAACACUGAAGGAAUCAGAGGACACGUUAUCUAAUAGAAUUCAGGAGCUCAUAACAGAGAAUAACAACCUCAAAGAAAAGCUGGAUGCAGAGGUGAAGAGAAGGAUGGACCUGGCUGAGAAAACACAGGACUCCCAUACUCUUUAUCUGGAGCAGGAGCUUGAAAGCCUUAAAGUAGUGCUGGACAUCAAAAACAAACAGAUCCAUGAACAGGACAAGAAACUCUUGCAGAUAGACAAACUGAUGGAGAGGAAUGUGAAGCUGGAUGAAUGUCUUAAGAAACUACAACAGGAAAACGAGGACCUUAAAGCCAGAAUGGACAGACAUGCUGCUUUGUCAAGACAACUGUCCACAGAGCAGGCGGCUUUGCAGGAAACCCUCCAGAAGGAGUCCAAAGUGAACAAACGCCUGUCUAUGGAGAAUGAAGAGCUGCUCUGGAAGCUCCACAACGGUGAUCUGAGCAGCUCCCGCAAGGUGUCUCCUUCCCCGUCCUUGAAUCUCCAGUCACCGCGGAACUCUGGGACAGUGUUCUCCAGCCCUCCCGUCUCACCCAGAUAACAAUGGCCUUCAGCUUCCAGGAAGCUCUUUCAUUUAUGAGGGAGCGCUUCCUGCAUGCUGAAUCUGGUCUGGACCAUGUCAAUGGCUCUCAAUAUGGAAUUGACUUUGUUGACUCUUGUACAGAUUAAAAAAAACAAACUGAAGACUAGAUUGCACAGAAGCACUUACCAAUGAGGUUACCCUCGUAUUUUGCCUUUCACGUCAGACUAUGGAGGAAAAAAGAAAUAUCUCAGGGCUUGUAGAAGGUUUUUCUCAAAGGUAGGGGGUUUUGUUUCCUCUCCUAGAUUGCUUUGUUCCCUGAAGCUUCCUGACUUUUUCUUUUAAUUUUUUUUUUUUUUUUUUUUUUUUUAAUAGGUUACUGACUUUUG
This is a messenger RNA of Cyprinus carpio (common carp), 1691 nucleotides long. Its product is annotated as microtubule associated scaffold protein 1. Gene Ontology annotation, cellular component: nucleus; cytoplasm. Gene Ontology annotation, molecular function: microtubule binding. Lineage: Eukaryota; Metazoa; Chordata; Actinopteri; Cypriniformes; Cyprinidae. The record is from RefSeq and is a predicted model, not a curated record.